GGAAUUUUGGGUAUACAGUACAGCAAGGAACAGGGCCCAUAGAGGGAGGAGCAAGACCUAUUGGGAGGGGAACCUUUCAAGGGGCAGCUGGAUGUAAUGGAGAUGGAGUGGUGCCUUCUCACAGGAAUAACUUGCUCUGAAUAGUGUGGGAACUAACUGAAGAAAACAUACUCAAGAUCACAAAGCACAACAAUAUUCCUUUGCUGUUAUACUCACACCCAGCAGGUGUCUGAGUGUUCCAAUAUCCUGUUGGCCAGGGCAGUUGGUAAAAGACCCUUCACCACGUGGGAUAACUCUGCUGGAUGGCUACCCAAGGAUACAAUGGAGGUGGAAAAUGGAUGAAAAAAAUAACUGACAAUCCUCACAAAGCAAAUUCUUCACCUGCCUCAAGUGAAGAAGAGCAAACUGACAAAUUGGGAUGUCUGCUUGGAUUCUUCCUCAGGACCAGGCACCUCUCUCAGCAGGAAAUUAGCUAUUUCCAGUUUCCUGGAGAGUUACUGAUGAGAAUGCUGAAAAUGUUGAUUUUACCUCUGGUUGUUUCAAGCUUAAUGUCUGGGCUAGCAGCUCUCGACGCUAAGACAUCUAGUCAAUUAGGCAUCAUAACAGUCACUUACUAUCUUUGGACCACUUUUGUGGCUGUUAUUGUGGGAAUAAUUAUGGUCUCCAUUAUCCAUCCUGGUGGGGCAGCCCAAAAGGAGAACACGGAGGAAAGUGGGAAGCCAAUCAUGAGCUCUGCAGAUGCCUUGCUGGACUUAAUUCGGAAUAUGUUUCCUGCCAACCUUGUUGAGGCCACUUUUAAACAGUACCGAACCAAAAGCAUCUCUAUUGUGAAGGCUAAGAAAGCAAUGUCCGAAAGUACCACGCGCCAAAUAAUAAUCUAUGAGGUUCAGGAUGAAAAUGGAUCCAACAUCCAGAAUUUUGCCUUGGAUAUCACACCACCACCAGAAGUGAUUUACAAGUCGGAGCCAGGCACCAGCGAAGGCAUGAACGUGUUGGGGAUUGUAAUAUUCUCUGCUACCAUGGGGAUAAUGCUGGGCAGGAUGGGUAACAGUGGUGUUCCUUUGGUCAGUUUUUGCCAGUGCUUGAAUGAAUCUGUCAUGAAGAUAGUAGCUGUUGCUGUAUGGUAUUUUCCAUUUGGAAUAGUAUUCCUUAUUGCUGGUAAGAUCUUGGAAAUGGAUGAUCCAUCAGCUAUUGGGAAGAAGUUAGGCUUUUAUGCCAUCACUGUGGUUUGUGGCCUGGUGGUACACGGACUUUUUAUUCUGCCCAUGAUGUACUUCUUCAUCACCAAGAAGAAUCCCAUUGUCUUCAUCAGAGGGAUUCUUCAAGCCUUGCUUAUUGCUCUGGCCACAUCAUCCAGCUCAGCCACUUUGCCUAUAACCUUCAAGUGCUUGUUAGAGAAUAACCACAUGGACAGGAGGAUUGCCCGAUUUGUGCUUCCUGUGGGGGCUACAAUCAAUAUGGAUGGGACUGCCCUUUACGAAGCAGUAGCAGCUAUUUUUAUUGCUCAAGUAAACAAUUAUGAACUGGACUUUGGACAGAUCAUCACCAUAAGUAUCACAGCAACAGCUGCCAGCAUUGGUGCAGCUGGGAUCCCUCAAGCUGGCCUUGCGACUAUGGUCAUUGUUCUGACGUCAGUGGGGCUGCCUACGGAUGACAUCACUCUCAUCAUUGCUGUUGACUGGGCCUUAGACAGAUUCCGAACAAUGAUCAAUGUGCUGGGAGAUGCUCUUGCUGCUGGAAUAAUGGCUCAUAUCUUCAGGAAAGAAUUCACCAAGAAUGGGUCGGAGGUGCCUUUGUUCAGUGAAACAAAACCUAUCAGCAUCCACCAGAUCAUGGCUUACCAGAAAAAUGGCUGUGUGAAGAGUGUGAAUGAGCCCCAUGGACCUGAACCAGCAAAAACAUUCCAACAUCUCAUACCUGUUCAAGUGGAGCAAGAAGAAAACCCGACAGAAACUCAUACAGAGAAAUUCAACAGUAAAGACCACUGCACUAUUGAAAUCAAUGAACUGGAGACAAAUGUGUAA
Molecule: messenger RNA, 2024 nt
Organism: Rhineura floridana
Lineage: Eukaryota; Metazoa; Chordata; Lepidosauria; Squamata; Rhineuridae
Gene: SLC1A7
Product: solute carrier family 1 member 7
Exons: 13
Coding region: 303-2024 (573 amino acids)
Biological process (GO): L-glutamate transmembrane transport
Cellular component (GO): plasma membrane
Molecular function (GO): neutral L-amino acid transmembrane transporter activity; glutamate:sodium symporter activity; L-glutamate transmembrane transporter activity
Source: RefSeq, a predicted model, not a curated record